CUUCAUUCGGGCCCAAACGCGUUCGCUUGGCCAGCGCGCUCGUAUCCGUCGCUUUCUUCGCCUAUCGGUGUGUGCGUGCGCCUGCCUACGUGUGUGCCUGUGCCUGUGCAUGCGAGUGUGUGUGUUAACAAAAUGUGAUUAGCAAAAAUACAAAGAAAUCAGGCAGAGUGGAACAAGGCAUUGUGGCUGAAACAACAGUCGGCGGCAGUAACAGUCGUCACUAAAAAACAACAAAAUAUAUAUGUAUUAAUAAUAGUACAUACAAAACAUAUCUUUUGAGAUAUACACGAAAUGCGAAAAUUUGCAUAAAAAGCAAUGCGCUGGCGCGGCAACAAAGCGCGGCCGUAAAAAAAUAAGUAACGCCAACGACAAUUCUGAAUUUUGUGCUUUAUCGGCAGCAGCAGCAACAAUUAAAUUAAUAUUGAACUACACCCAAAGUUAACAAAAGUAGCAGCCAUAAAAAAAAUACAACACCACAGCCGCAACAACAAAAGCGGCAACAGCAACAACCACAAACGUUGUCUACCUUUUUUACCUUUUCCAGUCUGUUUUUUUUUUUUUUGAUUUCUGUUGCUGCUGCAAGAGCGAUGUAUUGAGAGAGCGGCUUAGCUCCGAAUCGGAAACCGACUCCGAAUUCGAGGCCCACACUUCGAAGUGAUACUGAUAUGACCAGCUGUCUGCCAGCAGCCGCAGAUGCAAUACGUUGCUGCAGAUGAAGAAUUUUGACGAAUACUAAUUGGGGAAUUCUCCACGAUGCACGAACUUUUCAACAAAGUGCUCGCCAAACGCGAUCUCUCAAGAGCCGGAGAUCUCUUUUCCGUGCCGGAUGCAGAUAUAGUCGACGACAUCACGGAGGUGCUUUCCGAGAUCAGUCCGAUCAUCUCCCAUGCGGACUAUGUGAAGAACAACAAUGACCAGAGUGUGGUGGAGAUCUGUGUGACACGGGUGCUAUCCUGCAUCCGAGAAACGAAAACUGCGGAGCGAUACUGUGCUGCUCUGGUGGAUCUUCUGAGGACCUGUCUGCUGUGGAACCUCCAACCCUCGGGAACCACAAAGGAAGAGCCACCCCAUGCCAAGAUCGCUGCCGAUAUCAUCUCUAGCAUUUUCCUGAACUAUGACAAAAAAGAACUGAUGAAAAUAGCCCUUCCCGUCGCCGUUCAGUUCCUUCCAAAGGGAAACCGUGAGCUGUCGCGAAACUUGGCCAGUUACCUGUCACUGGCGGCCAUCGAUCACGCCUGCUUGCUGAGCCCUCAUACGGAGUCCGUGAUGGAGUCCAUCCUGUCCGGAAACUAUGGUCUACUCCGAGUGCUUUCGCAGGUGUACGAGGUGGCUCCGGAGGCGGUGACGCCACAUGCACCACUUCUCAUGCCCCUGCUGCCACAGUGUGAUCCGCAGGAGAGGAUGGCGGUGUUCCAGCUGUAUCUGCUGAUCGUUCAGAAGUCACCAGAGGUUCUGGAAUCCUGCGUUCCGCAACUCUGUGGCUCCCUGCUCGAUAGCGACACUUCCAGCAUAACCAUGCAGAUUCUGCUUAAGCUUUCCCAGCACUCGCCCAGCCUUCUUGUCGACCAUUUCGAGCAAUUGCGCCUGGCAGCUAAAACCAAUCCUGGAACGAUUCCGCUUUGUGCCCAGAUUAUGACUACCGCGGGUAUCGGGAGCAAGGAGACGGCCCAGCAGGCUCUGGACUUUGUGCUGGAGCACCUGCCCACGCAGGCACUCCUGCAACAGGAGGCCACUCGCCUCUGUUCCGCCUAUCCGGUUUUGUUCACCGACAAGGUCCUGGCCUGCGUGCGGCAGAAGAACGCAGCUCUCAGCUCGCAACAGGAUGUGGGGAAUGGCUUGGCAAACAAGACCUCCGGUGGUGUCACCAUUGUCAGCUUGAACAGCUCCAGUCCCAGUCCGCCGCUUAAGCCAGUUCCAGUUGAAGCACCAGCUAUUAACAGCACAAUCGUCCAGCCGGCCAGCGUAGCCAGUGCCACGCCCACACCACCUCCCGCCUCCGCCUCGGCGCCCAUUGCCAGCUCCACGCCCGUAUCGGCUGCCACGCCCACUCCCCAACAUGCGGGAUACACGCGGCGGGUAAAGCUGGGCGAUUCCCGGAGCACAGGUCGUCUGCAUCCCGCCAGCAAUACGCACCGGAGUGUGACCCGGUUGAAUGUGGCCAGCGGAUCCGUGGGAGGACUUCACAAGAGCAUGACUCGGCUGAGUAACUCGCAGAUUAACCAGCAACCUGGAGGCAGCUCCAAUGUGGUGGUGCAAUCGGGGGCUACUCCGAAGACCCCAACUGGCCUAAGCAAUCCGCCUGUGACGCCAGUGCCGCCCUUGAGCAACAACGUGGUCAUAACUGGACACAAUCGACAUGGCAUACCUGUAACCUCCGGAGGAGUGACUGUGACCACGUCGCCCUCGAAGGUGCGACCACACUCCCAAGGACCCUCAACGCUGCUCAACUCGAGCACGGUGCUGAUGAAGUACAGCACGGAUGCACUGAAUCAAUCGGUGGGCUCGAUCUCCAUACCACAGUCGGCCGCGGUGGCCACUUUACCAUCAACGCAGACACAGAAUGCGGUAUCCGUCCAUCAUGCCUCUCCGGCGCUGCCCCAAUCCGCCAGCAAUGGCCAUGCCAAGUCAGUGAUGAAACUGCCAGUCAACGGAAAUAGCGAGGUAAUCGUUUCGGGACCCACCACCAAUGUGGCACCUCGACGCAGCGAUAAUACCAGCAGGACCCUACUGAACGCCAACAGUGUCAUGGACCAGCGGAUGAGCACCUUUGAGCCAUACCAGAUUAUGCGUGAUCCUGUCCAGCAAUUCUGCGAGAAGAACUUCAAUUCGAUCAAGUCCUACAUGGAUGAGGUAUCGCAGCAUUUGCCGCCGCCCACACGUUGCAGCAUUGAGGUUUCCAAUGAAUUUGCAGAGCGUCGUACCAAAAAGGUGGCCAAACUGCACUUCGCCUGCCAGAUUCGUGGUCCCCACUGCCUGUACUCCAAAACUUGCUUCACGAUGCGAACUCGGAACCCCAAGACCUGGAUACAUAUGAUGUUCCUGGACUUUCAAGUGCGGCAUUUUGUGAAGGAGAAGUGCGUGCUGAGCACGCGUGAGUCCGGCAUUAGCAAUCUCAAGAAUAUUUGGCAGAUACUCAAGUGUGAGAACCGCAGCUUCACCGAGCUGGUUACCAGCCAGUUUCCUCAGGUCAAGGACCGCGAGAUCCUGGUGAACGAGCUGCGACACUCGGGCUUUCUGGAUGUGUUCGAGGUCUCCAAGACAGACAAGUCCAACCCGAACUGCAAUGAGUUGGAGUACCAGUGGGGCUGCUUCCUCUGCAAUCAUCCGGACAAGGCGGUGGGCUUCCUCAAUGGCAGCAAUCAGCCCAUGAUCGAGGGUCAGCUGAAGGAGAAGAAGGGCAAGUGGCGACUAUUCAGGCGCUGGCGAACGCGCUACUUCACUUUGUCCGGAGCGCACUUGUCCUGCAAAGGCUCUAGCGGAGGUGAGAGCAUCGAUGUGAAUCAGAUACGUUCGGUGAAAGUAUCUCGUGGUGCCCGCAACAUACCCAAGGCCUUCGAGAUAUUCACCGCCGACCAGACAUUAAUACUCAAGCCCAAGGACGGCAAGAAUGCCGAGGAGUGGGUGCAGUGCCUCAGCAUCGUGGUGGCCCACUCGCAGGCCCGAGAUAAUCCCACGGCCAAAACGAACAGCUUGCCAGCCCGCAGCAUGGGCAGCAGCAAGCCCUCCUUCUAGGAUUCUAGGAUGCGAUGGCAUCCAAAAACCCCAUGUGAGAUUAUUUGUAAAUGUAAAGACAGAGCAACGGCAACACACAAAAGACAAACAGACAAAGGAUCGGCGAGCACAGGACUCUGCCGACUAUAUACACACCAUAUAUAUACAAUAUAUCAUUAUAUAUAUAUAUUAUAUAUACCUUGGGCCUAUGUCCUUAGACUUAUCUAGCGUGUACUAACCAUUUCAAGGGAUUUCAAAAAUUUUGCGAAAUUGUUUUUAUCAUUUAUAGUUGAUUUUUAUACAUAUAUAUUUAGUUUAUGCUUAUUUAUUGUACGUGUAUUAAACAAACAGCUUGCUUUCGCAA
Molecule: messenger RNA, 4075 nt
Organism: Drosophila mauritiana
Lineage: Eukaryota; Metazoa; Arthropoda; Insecta; Diptera; Drosophilidae
Gene: melt
Product: protein melted
Exons: 10
Coding region: 754-3732 (992 amino acids)
Biological process (GO): regulation of signal transduction
Cellular component (GO): plasma membrane
Molecular function (GO): phosphatidylinositol-5-phosphate binding
Source: RefSeq, a predicted model, not a curated record